Molecule: messenger RNA, 5780 nt
Organism: Chilo suppressalis (striped riceborer)
Lineage: Eukaryota; Metazoa; Arthropoda; Insecta; Lepidoptera; Crambidae
Source: the annotation of a GenBank genome assembly
CAGUGAUCCUUCAUCCUUCAUGUUGUGUGGUUUCGUGGAAGAAUUUGAGAUAUUUAUCAAAAUAUAUUAUAAAGUACAAUUGAUUGCAGUAACACAUAAUCGCAUAUAGUCAGUGCAUCGUCGCGAUCCAGUAGCGUGUGUGUAAUUUGGUGUUUAUGUAUAGAUUUGCAAAAGUAAAAACUUAUUGGGACGACGUCUGUUGUUUACGUUUGUUGUCAGUCAUUUGCGAUAAACUCUACGGACGUGGUACACGUAUGAUCAUCUAAAUACCGUUUUAAACACGUUUUUCACAUAAAUCGCUCAAUAAACAUUGUUAAAAUGCGUUUCAACUAUAAAAAGUUGACAGUAGCAGCUGCAAUUUUAAUAAUAACUUACGUUUUGUUAUCGUAUUCGUCAAUCAUGGAAGAGCCGGGAACAAGUGGGAGAAACAACGUUAACAGCUUGGAAAUAAGGCUAAGCAAUCUCCAAAAACAAAUGGACCAGCAGAUGACAGAAAGUGACAUGCUAUUGAAACGAGUAAAGCAGAAUUUGAAGUUAAAGACUGAAGAAGAAAAUAACCAUGAAUUUGUUCAAGAUAACGAAAUAGAAUCUCCAAGUGACCUUGUCCUGCCGGUAUUGCUAAUAGCUUGCGAUCGUGUGACUGUCAAGCGGUGUCUGGACAAUCUAGUGAAAUUCCGGCCGAGUAAAGAGACCUUUCCUAUAAUAGUGAGCCAGGACUGCGGUCACAACGCCACGUACCAAGUGAUAAAGAACUUCGUUGACGCCGACCCGUCCAUCAGCGUGGUACAGCAACCAGAUCUCUCGGAGAUCCCCUUGCCUCGAGUGAAAGUCAAGUUCAGGGGAUACUACAAGAUAGCGCGGCACUACAGGUUCGCGUUGAACCACGUCUUCAAGACUUUGGGACACCACGCCGUUAUCAUUGUUGAAGAUGACUUGGAUAUAUCCCCGGAUUUCUUCGAAUACUUCCUGGGGACAUAUCCGCUGUUGCUAAAAGAUCACAGUCUAUGGUGCAUAUCGGCAUGGAAUGAUAACGGCAAAAAAGAGGUGAUAGACUUGUCCCAUCCAGAGUUGCUGCACCGCACCGACUUCUUCCCCGGCCUCGGAUGGACUCUGCGCAAGGAGACCUGGCUGGAUCUUGAGCAAAAAUGGCCGGAGGCAUUCUUCGAUGAUUGGCUGCGGGAUCCUGAAAACACCAGAGGGAAGGCCUGCAUCAGGCCAGAGAUAUCGCGUACUUUUACGUUUGGAAAGAUAGGAGUUAGCAAAGGACUGUUUUAUGAUAAGCACCUUAGGGCUAUGCAACUCAACUCGGAGUAUGUGGAGUUCACUAAACUGGACCUCAGUUACUUGCUUAAGGAGAAUUACGACGACGCGUUGGAGUCCAAAGUGUACUCGUUACCAGAGGUGAGCGCUGAAGAUGUGGUGGCUUCGUCCCAAGACGAUUCUCCCGUCCGCGUCACGUAUUCCAACGCCAAGACUUACCAGAAGGCUGCAAAGAAACUUGGCCUAAUGGACGACUUCAGGAGUGGUGUACCUCGUACAGCGUACAGAGGUAUAGUGUCUUGUUUCGUCCGAGGGAGACGGGUGUAUCUUGCGCCCUCUUUCCCUUGGACCAAAUACGACCCGAACUGGGGCUAGUGAGACCAUUAUGACCCCGGGUGGGGUUGAAAAGUGACCAAAUAUUACACUAGCCAUGUGUGAUCGUGUUUUAAAAAGUGUAAAUAUUAUAAUAGUAGAGUGAAAACCCAAUUCCAGUCAAGAGGAACUUCUGCGAUAACAGUGUGGUAAAAUAUUGUGAUGUGAACUAAACUAAAUCUAAUCGAUCGAAAAAGGAUAUGUGUUGUGUAAAAGGGUUCGUGUAUAUACCGUAAAGUAACUACUAUAAUAAAUAAUAAAAUAAUAUGAUUACUUAAAUGUAUAAUAUGUGAUCUACGGCAAUUUUUUACGAGUUUUUAAUGUUUUUAUUUUUUGGAAGUUAGAACAUUCAAUUUGACGGACAGAUAAGCACUUGAACUUGAUGUGUAUUUCACAGCUGGCUGUGAAGACUUAGGUAUUUUGCAACCCUAUAGAGUGGACUUAUUUUCUUAUAAGAAAAAUAGUUCUUUUAGUUUAAUAAUAUUGAAAAAUAUUAUUGUUUUAAUGUAGAAUAUUGUAAAUAUCUAUUUUGACAAUCGACUUACACCAAAUGAGGUAGAGAGGACAACGGGAAAUUUAAUAAUGUACAUCAUUCCUAUUACCUCCUCUGUUGAGGAACAUCGGGAAUACGCCAUAUAAAUAAAUAUUAGAAAAGAACUGAUCUCUGUGAGAUUCAGUAGAACUUUUUUUUAACUUUUCGACUGUAUCAAAUGUGUUCCCUAUAUAAAUAAAUCUCGCUAUUUAAUAAAUUUUAGUAUAAAUAUAUUCAAUUAAAAAACUAAAUUUAAAACUUGACUUCAUCACUAUAAAUGGCGUCUUUAUCGACUGAUAUUUUUGUUAACAAUAAUUUGUAGUUUUUAAUCAAAUGUAUGUCUAAUUAUAACAUUUAUAAAGCUCAAUUGGAAAACCCUUGGUAAUAUAACUUUUAAUGCACAUGGACGAUAAUUUAGGGAACAGUGUCUCCCAUCUCUUUGGCUCUGUGGUCAUGGCUCAAUAUCUUUAUUGCUAUCAUAUAUAGUGUAUAUAUAUAUAUAUUUAGUAUCAUGAUAUGGAUAAUGACGUCGAUACAGCGAGCCCUUGAGAAUAUUUCCUCCGUGUUAAUCUUUAAAGUGAGUAAUUUCCAAACCAUUUAUUUAUUGGCUUACUAAUAUAUCUAAUCACACUAAUAUUAUAAAGGCGAACGUUUGUGAGUGGGUAUGUGUGUUACUUCUUCACAUCUAAACGGCUGGAGUGAUUUUAAUAAAAUUUGGUAUGGAGUUAGCUGACACCCUGGAUUAACAUAUAGGCUAUGUUUUGCUGCGGGAAAAUAUCCCUAAUUAACCGCGGAUAACAGCUAGUAUUAUAUAAAGAAACGUCAAAAUCAUAACAAUUUAUACAUCUUUCUGUUGUGAUGUGCCCCAGAUGUUACAGCUUGCUAGACUAGCCAAAGACGUGAAUUAUCCCAUUAGCAGCUGUACUAUUUUGUAAGAACAAACUCACAACAGGAGGGGGCGGGGGAGCCCAAGCGGGAAUUUUUGGAUUUACUCGAGCGCGGCAGAUUAACUUAAGAGGGGCAGGCAACCUUGGCCCUUGUGAGUUGGGUGACCAACUUUUUUAUAUUUUUUUUUAGAAAUGUAGUAUUUGAUCCCCUAAUAUAGUAGGAUACUAUAUUAUAUAAUAGAGAUGGCAACUCUGCUUGUGAAGAACUCCCAUCAUACCUGAGGCCUCUAUGUAGUGACGAACCUCUGGGGCACAAAAAAAAAUUAUUUUUCAACAAACUGCCACGACUUUUCGACAGCAAAUCAUCAGUCUUUUGAAUAGGAGGUACCAGAGGUUUGACAUACCAUCCCUUCUCAAUGUCUCAUCAUCAAUCAUCAUCAACAGCCUAUCCUAGUCCACUGCUGGACAUGGGCCUCUCCAAUUGCACGCUACUCAGAUCGAUCUUGGGCUACUCGCAUCCAGCUCCUGCCAGCCACCUUGCACAAAUCGUCACUCCAUCGUGCCUGAGGACGUCCUACACUACGUUUGCCUAGACGCGGCCUCCACGCCAGAACUCGUGUACCCCAACGGUUAUCGGUUCUUCGGCAAAUAUGGUCAGCCCACUGCCACUUCAACUUGCUGAUCCGGUGGGCUAUGUCGAUAACUCUGGUUCUCGUCUCUCUCUCGUCGGAUUACCUCAUUUCUGAUGCGAUCCUUCAGAGAAACGCCGAGCAUAGCCCUUUCCAAUGUCUGCCGCGCUCGUAUAUAUAUUUUCUGUAACUGCGGUGUGAUUUAAUAUUAGAACACCAAUUUCAAAUAUAUUUCAGUGAAAAUUGUGUGUUUGUCCUUACAGAAUGACGUUGUGAGUAGUAUUUACACCAAGUGGAUUGCUAGGUGUCGCCUACUCAGAAGUGCAGAGUUUGAAUUUCAUUGGGGCAAACUUUAAUUCCGUCGCCAUAAGGAACUGACGAGCAGAAUCGCAUUGUUUCGGUGGCCGCACUGUAAUGUAAUGGCGGGUGCUUUGGACCAAGCCACAAACUUUUUGCCUGCUAAUAUCGACUUUACUAUAAGGGGCGUAAAGUUGAAAUCAUGUGAACGUGAACUGAAUCGCACAAAAAUUAUAUAAGCUUUUAUGCCAUUGGCUGGAUUGUAUUGUCGCGUUACUUCAGUCAAUUGACCGCCCGUCUUAUAGUGAGACGCUAUUUAACAUCCUGUAAAAUUUGUUCAACAAAGUUGAGCUUUAUUUUGCUUGCCAUAAGAUUCACAAUCUAUUGGAUGCGUGUACCAAUCCUUUUAGAAGUUUUAAGUUCAGAUGCCCAAACACGAAAUUUGACAGCUCCUCUAAUCGUAGCGUCAUCAUCAAAUUUUGCAUGGAAGAAGGCAGUUUGUUCUUACGUCCGGUAGCUGUUAGUCCGGGCGCUGCUUAGGUUUCAUAGAAACUUUUCUGAGAAUUGUGAUGUGGAAGCUGAACCAAGGCGUAUUUCGGCGUAAAUAAAAGCGUGGAACUCGGCGUAUUGGUCUUUUUAUUGGAUACAACCACAUCGGACUUAUACACAAUUAGUUCAUGAAAAGAUGCACUUAGAUUUAAUAUAACAAGCAGACACUACGUUGAACGUAGGACCAUUUUUUUUACGAAGGGGCACGGAGGAAGUGAUGGUAGCCUUUUUUAAUAGACAAAUGACAAAGGAAUAAGACAUACAUCCUUAUUAGAGGGUGAAAACACAAUAUCUAAAAACUUUGACGAUGCCAUACGAUUACGGAAAAACUGUCAAAAUUAGUGCUUGGGCUUCCUAAGUCUCUUGCAUCAGAUAAACCGUUCAAGACUGUUCUGUGAAUUAUAUGUAAAUAAAUAAGAAUGUAAAAAAAUACUAUAUAACUAUUACAUUUUAUAUCAACAUAUUAUAUAUAUAUGUAUAACUAUAUAUAUAUAAUCACCAACCAUUUUUGUGUGUUUAUGUUUAUAGAUGAAACAUUUUACAUUAUUAUUUUAUCAUUCUCAUACUUUAUAUAAGUACCUAUAAAAGACUGUGAUCUGCAUUGUAAUAUAUUGUUCACGUAAAUAUGUGCUGUAAUAUAUAAAGCUAAUGUUAUGUUUGUAAAAAUAAAAUUGAUAUUGUUGAAAAUGUUGUGUUCUCUUCCGUCUCUCAUUCGGGAGUUUACGAUAACAAAAAGUGACACUUUGCCCCGUAAAGAAUGAGCACUCUAAUGUACGAUUCUCACUUACCGGCGCAUGUCGCGUCGGAGCGCAGCGCAUAUUAUAAUUUGCUGAAGGUAAUUGAAACAUCCAUAAAGUAUUAUAGCUAUUUACGGGAUUGUUACCAUUACCUUGUUUUUUGGGUCUCGGAUAUUUCGGCACUGUUAUUGUGAGACUGAGGCCCGUAUUACAGAAUGGCAACUAAGUGUUGAUCUUUACUUGAGUACAGUUAGAAAGGGAUGUCGCUAUGUGCUACAUAUAGCGACAUCCUUUUCUAUCUAUGCUCAAGACUAGAUUAAUAACUGAGAAUCUUUCUGUAAUACGGGCCUGAGUAUUGUGUGUCGAGAACAGGUGCGAGUGAAUAGUGAGAAUGUGACUAGUGGUAGGGUUAUCGAGCGCAGUAAAAUACGACGUCAAAGGGUAGACCGAUAUGCCUGCCAAUAACAUCUACCCGCAAUUACCUGAGUUGCUCCGUGAUCAUGGCGCUUGCAACAGU